This is a messenger RNA of Budorcas taxicolor (takin), 3561 nucleotides long. RefSeq names its product homer scaffold protein 3 (gene HOMER3). Gene Ontology annotation, biological process: G protein-coupled glutamate receptor signaling pathway; regulation of store-operated calcium entry. The transcript has 10 exons. Gene Ontology annotation, cellular component: cytoplasm; plasma membrane; dendrite. Lineage: Eukaryota; Metazoa; Chordata; Mammalia; Artiodactyla; Bovidae. Bases 465 to 1541 code for a protein of 358 amino acids. Gene Ontology annotation, molecular function: G protein-coupled glutamate receptor binding. The record is from RefSeq and is a predicted model, not a curated record.
GAACCCCGAAAUUCCCGACCUGGGGAUGGAAGGGUGGCAGGGGGUCCCCGAAGUUCAGGAGUCAGGGACAGCGCUAAGGAUCCCCUAAGUUCUGGACCUGCGGUUGCAGGAGGUAGAUAACGUGUCCCCGAAGUUCUGGACCCGGAGUGUUGGAGGGCCGUGGCAAGGGAUCUUGGAAGUUCCAGGGCUGGGGGCGACACUUCCUGAAGCUGGGGCGUCCUGGACCUGACGCGGGUGGGGUUUUGAUCCCGAAUGAAUAUCCGAUCCCCUGGACUGGGGCUCGUGGGGUGGGGCUUCGACCACCGGAACGCAGUGUUGGAUCCCGGACACCGGGCGCGGUUGGGCUCCCCUUGGGGAGCCCUGCGGCCGGCGGCGUCCGAGGCGCAUGACUAGUUGAGGCCAAACCAGCAGUUCCUACCAUCCCACUGGCUGCUGCUUGGAGCCCACCCAGACCAGCCUGACCAAUGUCCACAGCCAGGGAGCAGCCCAUCUUCAGCACACGGGCACACGUGUUCCAGAUCGACCCGGCCACCAAGCGGAACUGGAUCCCUGCGGGCAAACACGCACUCACUGUCUCCUACUUUUACGAUGCCACCCGCAAUGUCUACCGAAUCAUCAGCCUUGGGGGUGCCAAGGCCAUCAUCAACAGCACUGUCACUCCCAACAUGACCUUUACCAAAACCUCCCAGAAGUUUGGACAGUGGGCAGACAGUCGCGCUAACACUGUCUAUGGUCUUGGCUUUGCUUCUGAACAGCAUCUGACUCAGUUUGCUGAGAAGUUCCAGGAAGUGAAGGAAGCAGCAAGGCUGGCACGGGAGAAAUCUCAGGAUGGGGGAGAACUCACCAGUCCAGCGCUGGGGCUCACUGCCCACCAGGUGCCUCCGAGCCCCCUCGUCAGCGCCAAUGGCCCCGGCGAUGAGAAGCUAUUCCGCAGCCAGAGCGCGGAUGCCCCGGGUCCCGCUGAACGCGAGCGGCUCAAAAAGAUGCUGUCCGAAGGCUCCGUGGGCGAGGUGCAGUGGGAGGCCGAGUUCUUCGCGCUGCAGGACAGUAACAACAAGUUGGCCGGCGCCCUGCGAGAGGCCAACGCGGCCGCCGCCCAGUGGAGGCAGCAGCUGGAGGCCCAGCGCGCAGAGGCUGAGAGGCUGCGGCAGCGGGUGGCUGAGCUGGAAGCCCAGGCUGCGGCGGAGCCACCUGCAGUCAGUGAGAAGGAGGGACCCAGCCAGUCAUUGGAGCAGCUGGAGGCGCUAGUGCAAACUAAAGACCAGGAGAUCCAGACCCUGAGGAGCCAGACUAGUGGAUCCCGUGAGGCCGCAGACACCGAGCGCGAGGAGACGCAGCAGAAGGUGCAGGAUCUGGAAACCCGAAACGCAGAGCUGGAGCACCAGCUGCGGGCCACGGAGCGCAGCCUGGAGGAGGCCCGGGUCGAGCGGGAGCGGGCACGGGCCGAGGUGGGCCGGGCCGCACAGCUGCUGGACGUCAGGCUGUUUGAGCUGAGCGAGCUGCGGGAAGGGCUGGCCCGCCUGGCUGAGGGGGCACCCUGAGUCCAGCCUCCGGGUCUGCAUAGAGGAAGGGGCCUGUGGGAGCUGGUUUUACACAAAUGGCUCCACCUGGGGCACAGGCCAGGCCGCAGGCGGCACGGUGGGCCAAGCCCCGUGGCAGGGACUGGGGCCCAACUCAGCCUGGGGAGGGCUUGUCCACAGGACUCCAGCCAGCCCUGGCUGUUCACAGCUCAGAGGCUGUUUUUGAGCUUUUCAUUGUGUAGAAUUUCUAGACUCCCCAGGGCGCGUGCUGGUGCCCAAAUUACAUUUCUAAACGUGGCUGUGUGCGUGGUGUCUGAGCAGCCCGGGUGUACCCAACCGCCAGCACUGGGCCCUCUGUCCAUCUGCCCUCAGCCUGGUAAGCCACCUGGAGGGCGAGGUUCAGAAAGCCCAAGGGAGCGUGCCCAGGACACAUGGCUCUGCUUCCCCAUCUCCUUAAGCCCUGCCCAUGUUGUCUGGACCACCUUGGACUAACGUGGACCCUGAUUAAUCCCCCCGCUUUCACUUCACUCUAGCCACAAACCCCAAAUACAACCAAGUGGGCAAGUGGGGAAGCUCCUAGAAUGUGGCUGUGUUCACCAGGCAUGGAAACGAUCUCUCCAAAACAUCAUGUCUACAUCUGGGUAGUAGAGUGGUUCCCCAUUUUCCAGAUGAGGAAACCGAGGCCCAUAUAAGGGACUUCACCCACCCAAGGUCACUCGGCUGGAAUGGUCAACACUACAGUCCAAAGCUUUGGGCCUGGCCCGACAGAACAGAACUAGUGGGUGGGGUGGCAACAUGAUGUUCCGGGGGACUUGAGAAGCACAGGCAGCCACACCCUCUUCUCACUGCCCCUGCUCCCCAGAGUCAGACUGCAGAAGCAAAAAGCCUCAUUUAUUAAGCACCGCCUGCAAGUGACACACCUUUGCUCACUGCACAUCCAGGGUUACCCUGGGCUGGGGUCACUGUGCCCCAGGUGGACUGGGGCCCAACCUCACAGCCAGUGUUCUUUCUUCCUCAGCAGCCCGCCUCUUGGCCAAGGCUCUGAAAAGGGGCCACCAGAGGCUGCAGGGUGGAGGGCUGUGCACUGUACAACGUGUGUGUCAGCGGGCUCUGCUGAGGGGCACUGGGCAGGCUGGGAGAGGGUUCUGUCCUCAGGGGAGGGCGCUCCAACCCUCAGCUUGAUGAAGGAGUCCCAGGCUGGGCAAGUGGGCGCUGUGCGGAACUCAGGCUGGACCCUGAGUGGGUGCUGGGGACAAGGAGGCCUCAGGCCGGGCCCUGGGUGGGCGCCCCCUGCGGUCAGCCCUGCUGGCCUUUUGCCGCUGCAGUGUCUGCUCCACUUUCUCCUUGAAGCGCCGGUUCUUCUGCUUGAUCUUGGCCAGCUCGGCCUUGCGCUUCGCCUCCAGGUCGGGGUCCUGGCAUGGGCAGGACCAGAAGGUGACUAAGCUGAGCAUCCUCCCUGGGGACCCUUGCGCCCUGCCCCUACCACACAGACAGCUCAACCAGCCCUUACCUUCCCCUCCAGAAUCAUCUGCUUCCUCUUGUUAAUCUCCUUCUUUUCAUCGAAGUUGGCUGCCUCCAGUUUCUGGGCAGGGGGGGAAAGAGUAGGGGAAGGGCGAGACCAUCACGGGGGUUGCCACCUUCAAGGAAGCACCCUGAGUCCCUGAGGACGAGCCCCUUCCCUGACACUCACAAUCUCACACUCCCUCCGCACCACGUUGACCUGUGUGAGGAUCUGUAGGACCUGGGCUUCCUCCACUGGGAACUCCUCCAGCUUCUUCUCUGUGGGGACAGCAGGGGCCUGGGGUUGAGAGAGGGCAGGGAAGGGCAGGCACCACAGGGAGGAAGAUUUCAACCAUGUAGCUCUCCAUGCAGCAGGGCACGCAAGGCCAUACAGAGUCAUAUCAGAUAAAGAUCAGGUGGGCAAGAGCUAGGUACAGAUUGCUCUCUCUUUCUGGUUGUUAACAACACUAUGAAUUUGAUUAGUUGUUGUCGUUUUUUCUGAAAACAGUGUCCAUUAAAGUCAAGACGUUUCUGAAUCGCA